Messenger RNA from Metschnikowia bicuspidata var. bicuspidata NRRL YB-4993, 2481 nucleotides. RefSeq names its product Zcf1p (gene ZCF1). Gene Ontology annotation, biological process: regulation of DNA-templated transcription. Gene Ontology annotation, cellular component: nucleus. The record is from RefSeq and is a predicted model, not a curated record. The coding region runs from base 1 to 2481 and encodes 826 amino acids. NCBI's taxonomy places the organism in Eukaryota, Fungi, Ascomycota, Pichiomycetes, Serinales, Metschnikowiaceae. The transcript has a single exon. Gene Ontology annotation, molecular function: zinc ion binding; DNA-binding transcription factor activity, RNA polymerase II-specific.
AUGAGCGAGCUCCCCAUCUCGUGCGUCCGGUGUCGCCGCCGCAAAAUCAAGUGCAACAAGCGCAAGCCCUGCAACCAGUGCGUUAAGCACGGCGUGCCGUGCCAGUUCCCCUCCAAGUUUCGCAACGUGUCUUUCGACGAGGGCCCGGAGGCUAGCCUUAACGGGCCCUGCACCGCGGAUCCGGCCGGCGCCGCCAACCCCGCGCUGCCCGCCAGCGUGUGCGAGUUGGAGCAGCAGGUGCGCCGCUUGCAGUUGGAAAACCAGUAUAUCCGCGAGGAGUUCCAGCGCCACACACAGCGGCCCGGGGACUCGGACCUGGACCCGGGCCCGGUCUCGGACUGGGCCCUGUCGCCCGCACACCCGUUCCACAUCCGCGGCGAGACCACGGAGAACGGCGAGAAGUACUACGGUCCGCUCCUGGCCAACAACAUGACCGAAGACUUCGACAAGAUCGCCAGCGGCGCCAGCGGUGGGGACCCCGGCGUGCCGCUCCAGCACCACCGCUGGACCAGCGACCCGUUCCGGAUCGCGGACAGCGACGGCGACGGCGACUCGGACGCCAGCUCGGGCAGCCGCCCGCACAAUGCCCACACCCAGCCAUUACCGUGGCUCGUGGACCCGGCCGCGCACCCGGCCGCCAACGUGCGGGUCAUCAAGGCGCUCGUGCACAGCUUUUUCGAGACCAAGGCGUACGACUACUUUAUCUCCGAAGCGCGGGUGGUGCGGGCCGUGGACGAGCACGCGUGCGGGACGCACCUGGACGGUGCUGGCGACGGCGACGGCGGCGGCGACUUGCUCCUCUUGCACAUGGUGUUGAUGUUGGCGCUCCAGCGGCUCGGCCUGGCGCAGUACAACGGGCUCUUCCGACCGGCCGUGGCGGGCUUCGCGCCGAUGUGGCGGGCGACUCGGUCCGUGCAGAAGCGGCUCUUCCGUGGCUUCUCACGACUCCGCCACAACCUCGCCAACGAGUCUUACGUCACGGUGCAGGCGUACAUCCUCUGUGCCGAGUGGGAGUUCGUCGAGCAGCGCUACGAGGAGGCGUGGGCCAUGAUGUUCCACUGCUGCGCCAUCGCGUACGCGCUCGGGUUGCACGUGGUGUCCAAGGCCACGUCGCUGCUCUACGAGCCGCAGGCGUAUGGUGACAAGCAGGCCCCGCCGGCGCGCGGGCUGCCCGCCACGCGGUCCAAAGACGGCUACGACGACUUCUACGCGGACGAGUUGCCCAAGCUCCGCGUGUGGUUUGCGUUGCGCAACCUCUGCUCGCAGAUGUGCCUGAUCUUGGGCCGGCCCAACCCCAUCAUGGUGCAGGUCAACCACGUGUCGUUGCCCGUGGCCAGCACCUGCAACGUGGAGGACGCGCGGGCACUCGACUCGUUGACCAGCACGCUCUUGAAGCUGGGCUUGAGCGAGUGCGUGCGCCUCAGCAACUCCAACAUGAUCGACAGCUUCUUGGCCCAGCUCUCCAUGGACAGCGUGUGGGCCAUCAACGCGCAGUUCGGCGCGGAGAUCGACAAGCUCUCGUACUACUUGGGCCUGCUGUACCAGGCGCACAUCGACGGCGUGGUCAAGAAGAUCGACCCGCUCACGGACAUGCCCGCCACGGUCACGCGGCGCGACGUGCUCGUGGACUUGGUCGUGUUGCACGUCAACCGCGUCAAGUUGUUGCAGCCGUCCGUGGCCCGCCCCGUGCCGCACAACGACGCGCUCAACUACAUCAUGGGCUCCAUCCUCUUGUUCUACGAGCACACGUGCGAGCUCGUGUCGGAGUUCGUCAAGGACGAGGUCCCGCGCAUCCUCGAGUGUGCCGACGCCGCGGGCGCCGCCGCCGCCAAUGCCGAGGACAUCCGCCUCGACAAGGUGUUUGUCUUCCGCGACCCGUUUUUUGCGUCGUUCAUCUACCAGGGCAUGGUGGUCACGUACAUCUUGAUCAGCACCAAAGCGCACUAUUUCAUCCAGGAGAGCAGCGGUGCCUUCGUGGACCAGCUCGAGGCCCUGCUCCACACGCUCUUGGGCUUGCACUCGUCCAUCGCUAAGCUCGUGCGCGAGAACAUCCACCUCUGGUCUCGUAGCAACCUCAUUUUGAUGCGCAAGAUCCUCGACAACAUCGCCAUCAUGAAGCAGGCCUCCAAGGCCCGCGCCGGCAGCGGCGCGCUGCCCACCUUCAGCGGCUUUGACUACGACCCGCAGAUCGGCGAGAUGCUCGGCAUCAACAUGCGCGAUCCGUUCUGGGUGGGCAGCCCCGAGAACUCGCCGCACUUUUUGGGAAUUCUGGCCGGGCUUGGUGCGGCGCCUGGCCCCAAGCUGCGUGUGCCGGGCUACAUUCCCGGUCUGCAAGGGCAGCUUUUCGGCCCGGGCCCAAUCGUGGGCCACGACACCGAGUACAGCCUGAUCCAGACAGAGGCGGACAUGGUGGGGGUCAUUGACAUUGAUGCGGACGGCGGCGAGACCCUUGGGAACUCGCACAACCCGCACAUGCUCUGA